UGACAGUUUUAUUUUGUGUCAUGUGUUGAUGGUGUGUGGAAUUGGAAUCCAACUAAUCCAAGUGGGAAUUGAAGUUUGAAACAGCGUGUUGGCUUAAAAUAUUUUGAUAUACUUUAACUUUGAUUUAAUUAUAACAGGAAUUCUAAAAGUAGGUAUUUAAAAAUGGAAUACAUUACUCCUGAAAACGAAAUUGCGCUUAGCGGAGCACGAAUAUUAUGUUGUCAAUGUGCUGUGCCUAUAGAGCCAAAUCCUUCCAAUAUGUGUGUAGCUUGCUUGCGGGCAAAUAUAGACAUUUCAGAAGGCAUACCAAAACAAGCAACUCUCUUCUUCUGCCGGGGAUGUGAAAGAUAUCUACAACCACCAGCAGAAUGGGUGGUUGCUGCCCUGGAGUCCCGUGAGCUUCUUGCUCUAUGCUUAAAGAAACUAAAAGGCUUGAACAGAGUCAAGCUAAUUGAUGCAGGAUUUGCGUGGACUGAACCACAUUCUAAGAGAAUAAAGGUCAAACUAACAGUCCAGGGUGAGGUGAUGGGUGGAGCAGUACUUCAACAGACUUUCAUUGUUGAGUUCACAGUACAGCACCAGAUGUGUGAUGCCUGCCACCGUUCUGAAGCCCAGGACUACUGGCGCGCUCUAGUACAAGUCAGACAACGAGCCAAUAACAGGAAGACUUUCUACUACUUAGAGCAGCUCAUUUUGAAACAUAAGGCUCAUGAAAAUACUCUUGGAAUUAAACCUAAACAUGAUGGAUUAGAUUUCUUCUAUGCAACAGAGAAUCAUGCGCGCAAAAUGGUGGAUUUCAUACAAUCCGUGUUGCCAAUAAAAUGCCAACAUUCCAAGAAGCUGAUAUCACAUGACAUUCACAGUAAUAUUUACAACUAUAAGUUCACUUUUAGUAUUGAGAUUGUGCCGUUGUCCAAGGACAGUGUUGUGUGCCUGCCUAAGAAGUUAACACAGCAACUUGGCGCCAUUUCACCCAUCUGUUUGGUGAACAGAGUGACAAGUGCCAUACAUCUGAUUGAUGCCAGAACUGGUCAAGUUUGUGAUGUGUCAGCUACAGUGUACUGGAGAAAUCCAUUCCAACCAAUAUGUAAUCCGAAACAACUAGUGGAAUAUAUUGUUAUGGACAUUGAUAUAUUGAAGGAACAUGAAAAGAAAUCAUUCCCUGGCCAAGGUAUGGUGUCUAAUAAACAUGUGGUAGCAGAUGUGUGGGUUGUCAAGGCAAGUGAACUCGGCUUAGACAUUAGCCCUGUCCACACUAGAACACAUCUAGGACACAUUUUGAAGCCUGGCGAUACGGUUUUAGGCUACAACAUCGGUGAUUCAAACGUGAACGACGCGAACUUUGACAAAUUGGACCGCAGUGUGAUUCCUGACGUGUUCUUGGUGAAGAAGUUUUACGGUGAGAAGUCUGCUAGAAGGCGCGCACGCGCAUGGAAACUCAAACACAUGGCUGAAGAACUACAUGAAGGACUCAGUUCUACUAAUGAGGAUUACAAUGACUUCUUGGAUGAUUUAGAAGAGGACCCAGCGUUCAGGCAGAACGUUAAUAUAUUCAAGGACGAGAACAAAAUACCGGUUGACACUGACGAGAUUGAUCCUUCAUUGCCUCGCAUCACUCUCGCCGAAAUGUUAGACGAUAUGGUCAUUGAAGAUGUUGACAUGACCGAAGUUUAAAACUAAAUAAUUUUCAUUUAAGUUAUUCGUAAGAUCUUGUUUUCAUACAAUAAAAUAUGUUUAUUUUUAUAUACUGUUUGAUUUCUUUCGUAUUUAAUUGAAAAGCCAAGGUUUGUUUAGAUAACAAUUUAUAAACUAGUGUGAAUUUUGCAAUCAAAAAUAACGAAUUGUUUUUCAUAUUAGAUAUGAACUUAAAACCUUGACUCGUUCUUAACUAUUUGAGACAGCUGUAUAGACUAUAGAAUGUUAUCGUAGGGAAUUUGUAUUUCGAAAAUACAAAGGCGAUAAUCUUUUGUAAGCGAUAUGUAC
This is a messenger RNA of Spodoptera litura, 1983 nucleotides long. RefSeq names its product 60S ribosomal export protein NMD3 (gene Nmd3). The record is from RefSeq and is a predicted model, not a curated record. Gene Ontology annotation, cellular component: cytoplasm; nucleus. Gene Ontology annotation, molecular function: ribosomal large subunit binding. NCBI's taxonomy places the organism in Eukaryota, Metazoa, Arthropoda, Insecta, Lepidoptera, Noctuidae. Gene Ontology annotation, biological process: ribosomal large subunit export from nucleus.